AUGUCAUUAAUAAUCUAUGUCGCGCACUCGGGCAGCAAGGUCGUCGCCGAGCCGACUAAGGUGAACAGCCUCGACGCCCUCCGAGCCUGGGUCCAGCGCACGACACACAUAGCACAGAACAAGCAGGUCUUCCUGACCACCAAAGGCAAGGCUGUGAGGCCGCAGACGCUGCUCACCGAACCCGAAAUCUACGUCUUCGACUCCAGCUCCUUUUCACCCCACAAUACCAACCUCUCCCUCAUCUCGGACCCAUCUCCUCUAAACCCCGACACACCGCCCGACUCGAUCGCAGACCACAACCAGCUGCAAUCAUGGAACGAUCUGUUUCGCCGUCGCCUCGAAUGGGCCAGGACUUUACGCUCGCGAUACGCCGACCUGAUCGAAAGCACCCAGCGAUACCAGCAAGAGCAGGCCAUCAUCGAACAGAGCGUCAACGUCGCAGUCAUGAGUCUGCAACUGCACAUUCGCUCCACCGAGCAGAGAUACCACCACGAGGAAGAUUGGGUCGAGAACCUGCUUAAGCAGCAGGAGGCACACAUCGAUAGCUGGGAAAAAGAUCUCGAUCGUCUGCAGCACAUACCCGCCAACUAUGACUUUGCUCGCUACAUCCAGACCGAGAGUGCUGCGUCGCUACACGAGUCCGAUCACACUUCUGGAAGCACCUUGCAGAAUUUUGUACAAGUCGACCAGGUCAGGCAGGCUGCCUCAUCCGCACAAACUAUCAUGACCAACUUUGCACAAAGAGUCUACGACAUACAGCAGUCCCUGCAAACAACAGCGAGAGAUAGUGACUCUCUGCUUUCUGCUGUUCAGACUGUAAAAGAUAGUCAAAUCACCAAUACUGAGGAGCCAUCCAAGCUCCUCGAGGAAGUCGACGUUCAUGUCAGUAAAAUGUCUAGCGACCUGGAACACAUCAAGUCUCUGCCGAACAAUGCUCAAAAUACUGCUCGUGCUUCUAAGAUGGCCUUGUUGCACACUCGAAGCUAUCUUCCUCAUUUUGAUGAUCUCUGUCAUGAUCUCAAUGCUCUGGUUCAGCAGACUAUUCAGCAACGAAACAAUGCCGCCCAGAACUUCUUGCACCAUAUGCAGACCCUAUCGAGUAUCGAAUCUCGCCUGGCUCAAGUACACUCUAGUCUCAAGACCUUGAAUAUGUCGCCGACUGAUGAGCAGGUGUUUGACACACUGAAUGUCUUAUCCAAGCUUCCAUUUGUCUAUGGCUCUCUCAUGAUUGAGGCCGUGCGUCGUCGCGAGUGGGCUGACAAGAUGAAGGCUGACUCUGCCACCCUUGCAGAAGAAAUGGCUACUUACCAGGAAGAGGAGGAGCGUCGUCGAACCAAAUGGCUUAAGUCUGUGGAUGAUGUCGUCAAGCCCGAAGCGUUUGAAGGCAAACCUCUGAGCGUGGAGGUGAACCUCGAAGGCGACGAUUUGGAAUGGCCUCUCGUGCAGAGACAAUCACUACAAGACUACAUCAGGGUCUUGACCGAGCUAGAUUUGCCAAACAUCGUCGUGCAGAACCUAUCAAUCGCACUCAAGGACCUCGACCGUCCUACGAAAAAGCAGAUCAAGCAUGCCAAGACGUUCAAGAACGGCAGUAUGCACGAAGCCGCUUUUGGAACCACUUCUCUCAUGCUUCGAGGUGAGGACGAGUACAAAGUCCUUAGAGAGGCGAAUACCAAGCUCGAAGAAGAGCUCAAGGGACAAAAGAAAGAAGGCAAACUUGCAAAACGCAUCGUAUCGCUGGAAGCCGAGCUUCAUACUACCAAAGAACAUUCUCUUGCGCUCGAAAGAGAUGCUGAGACCAGGAAGCAGAAGGACGCCGAUGGCCAACGUGAGAUUGAAGAAGCUGUUUCCACGAAGAAGGAUAUUAUGCAGAAUAUGGAAGCUCAGCAGAAAGAAUUCGCAGACGAGCGUAGAGUUCUGGAACAAGACCUGGAUCACGCACGCCACAGAAUCGAGGAGCUUGAAGAUGAGAUCGACAGACUACUCGGCAAGGCUGAAAUUGAGAGGUUGAAGAGCUCUGCCGAGGAGGUAGAGAUGAAACACAAGUCUGAUCUUGAAGAAAUGCAAUCCUCCCACAAGAAACAGCAGGAAGAGAAUUCACGCCUGAAGGAGCAGUUGCAAGCCGCCAGGAAGGACCAAGAUGAGCAGAAGCAAUACGAGUCGGAUAAUUUCCGAGCUCUUAAGGAGACUCAUAAACAUCUCUCACCCACUACCGCACCUCCGGAGAAGUACAUGGACCUCGUACCUGCUCUAGAAAACCUGGCACAGAAGUCUGCGGACCAUGUUAGAGAGUUGAACGAUGCUAUUGCGCUUGCACGGUCCGAGUCCGAGUCGCUUCGAACACAGGGAAAUACCCAAAGGACCGAGCUGAAAGCGGCAAAGGCCAAACAAGCUGUCACUGAGGCCGAGCUCAUUCGUCUGCAAGACGAAAUGGAGGCUGAAAAAGCGCAUGCUGAAUCUUUGGCCAACUGUCUCGAAGACGAGCGUGAGCAAUUGCGCAAGCUUCGCUCAAAGUUUGCUGAUGGGGAGACCGGAGCCGAUGUACUUCGUCAGCGUGUUACUGAGGAGGAAGGUAGAGUCAUCCAACUUUCGGAACAGCUUUCGGAUGCGCAGACCCAUGCCGCAAGUCUUGAUGUCGAGAUCAUGAGGGUUCAAAAACAACUCAAUGAUGCGAAGUCGACGGCUGCGUUUGUUGAAGAGCAACUCAGGCAGCGUGGCGUUCGUGCAAAGGAGAUUGCACAGCGUUUGUAUGCGCAGAACGCACGACUUUUACGUCUCCUCGAGGCCUUGGGCUUCGUCGUUUCUCACAAGGAUGGCAACAUGAUCAUCGAACGCGCUUCCAAGGUCACCGCCAGUACCACAUUCGAUCCAACUUCGAGCUUGACUCGGGCCAUAUCUAUGUCAUCACCCCCUCCGACACGCAAAGCAUCGGUGGUCCCAGACGAUCCUUCAUCGCUUACUUUCCUCCACUGGACCGAGGCCAGUAAUGCGAAAGAUGAAGAAUCACAAUACGCUGACUACAUUGAUCACGUCUCGCUCUUCAGUACUGAUAUCUUCAGCGAAGCCAUCAGUAAGCGUCUCCGCGACUUUGAGUACACUGCUCGCAAAUGGCAAAAGGAGGCACGCGGCUACAAGGAGAAGAACACACGCCUGCAGGCCGAGUCUUCGGCAAAGAUUGCGGUUAGAGACUUCAAGGAAGGCGACCUUGCCUUGUUCUUGCCGACUAAAGGCCAGCGGACUGGCGCAUGGGCUGCCUUCAACAUCAACGCUCCUCACCACUUCUUGCGCGAGCGUGAAGGUAUGGUUCUCAACCGCCGCGAGUGGCUCGUCGCACGUAUCUCGAAGAUCGAAGAACGUGUGGUCGACUUGUCAAAACCAUCUGCCUCAUUUGAUGGUCGCAGUAUUGGUUCAACAAGUGUGGAUGCCGCUUCUCUUGACGAAAUGAACGAUAACCCAUUCGAUCUUUCCGAUGGCUUGACGUGGUAUCUAGUCCAUGCUUCCGAAGACAAACCCGGCGCUCCCACAACCCCAGGAUUGGCCAAAAGCACCGUCGCGAGUUCCUCCGUCGACGCCAAAGGCAGCAUACGCGCCAUGAAGAAGAAGAGCGAUCUCAGCGAAGCAGCAAAGACACUUAACAAGAGUCUAGACAGCCGACGCAGCAGCUCAAACUCGAAAAAGGGGCUCACCGCAGGAUUCCUAGGUGAAUCGCUCAGAAGGGGUGAUAGUGGAAAUAAUGUUGUAGAAGGGACACUGAGGAGGAAGGGCAGUGAUAGAGGGUUGGGGAUUGAUUCUUCCGCUGCCACGGCUGCUACGUCGCCGCAAUUGGAAUCAUCACAGCUACAUCAGCAAGCUCAGGUGCGCAAAGAUCUUCUUUGGGGUCCUUGA
Molecule: messenger RNA, 3885 nt
Organism: Aureobasidium pullulans EXF-150
Lineage: Eukaryota; Fungi; Ascomycota; Dothideomycetes; Dothideales; Saccotheciaceae
Exons: 3
Coding region: 1-3885 (1294 amino acids)
Biological process (GO): positive regulation of protein phosphorylation; autophagy of peroxisome; autophagy of mitochondrion
Cellular component (GO): extrinsic component of membrane; Atg1/ULK1 kinase complex; phagophore assembly site membrane
Molecular function (GO): protein kinase binding; molecular adaptor activity
Source: RefSeq, a predicted model, not a curated record